AUGGAAAUCACACAACUCCUCGAAGGCCAUCAGACAAUGCUUGUCAUGUAUCUGAUGGCCGGUACCAUCCUAAUUGUUCUCGUCAUCAUCCUCCUCUUCUUCGCACAAUCCAGACGAAUGAAUUGGUACGAGAAAAACGUUUUGGAUUUAUCAAGGACGAACACACAACGAGUGAGGUGUAAAGCGUUUAAUCGUUUGGACACUGAAGACGACCGGGAUAGUAUCCACGAAGUCCUCAGCCGAAAACAGUCACGUAUUGUGCCGAUGAGACAAGGCAAGUCAUCACAAACCCCCAAAAUAACGCACAUACGCCACGAAAACGCGCGCAAUUACUCGAAACACAAUGCAGAUCCCAGCUCC
Mesorhabditis spiculigera is the source of this 360-nucleotide messenger RNA. The record is from the annotation of a GenBank genome assembly. Lineage: Eukaryota; Metazoa; Nematoda; Chromadorea; Rhabditida; Rhabditidae.